Molecule: messenger RNA, 2447 nt
Organism: Phyllostomus hastatus (greater spear-nosed bat)
Lineage: Eukaryota; Metazoa; Chordata; Mammalia; Chiroptera; Phyllostomidae
Gene: ZDHHC1
Product: zinc finger DHHC-type containing 1
Exons: 12
Coding region: 337-1740 (467 amino acids)
Biological process (GO): protein targeting to membrane; peptidyl-L-cysteine S-palmitoylation
Cellular component (GO): Golgi apparatus; endoplasmic reticulum
Molecular function (GO): protein-cysteine S-palmitoyltransferase activity
Source: RefSeq, a predicted model, not a curated record
CGGGUCCAGCGCCGGACGAGGCCCAGCCAGCCUCGGCCCGGCCCGGCUGUACAGCCAUCAGACCCCUGGAUCCGGAGCCCUAGGACUAGCCGUCCUAAUCUCCGCCGCACAGCUCGGGAUGGGGCUCGGCUCCGGGGUGCGCCGCCGCCCGUUCCCGGGGGCCGUCCGGGCCGCGAGGGUCUGAAGCGCGGCCGCCCGGGGAAGGGGGGCGUGUGGACGGCCAGGCGCGAGGGCUGAACCUCUGGGAGACCUUGGCGGGGCCGAUCUGGCUGGCCUAAAUGACGCGCAGAUGUUCUCCAGUCAGCAAACAUUCACUGAGUACCUUCUGUGUACAAGAUGAACAUCUGCAACAAGCCCUCCAACAAGACAGCCCCUGAGAAGAGUGUGUGGACAGCGCCCUCGCAGGCCAGCGGACCCUCCCCGGAGCUGCAGGGCCAGCGGUCACGCCGGAAUGGGUGGAGCUGGCCCCCUCACCCGCUCCAGAUUGUGGCCUGGCUGCUGUACCUCUUCUUCGCUGUGAUCGGCUUUGGGGUCCUUGUCCCCCUCCUGCCUCACAACUGGGUGCCCGCUGGCUAUGCUUGUAUGGGCGCCAUCUUUGCCGGCCACCUCGUGGUGCACCUGACUGCUGUCUCCAUCGAUCCAGCAGAUGCCAACGUACGGGACAAGAGCUACGCAGGGCCCCUGCCCAUCUUCAACCGCAGCCAACACGCACACGUCAUUGAAGACCUGCACUGCAAUUUGUGCGACGUGGAUGUGAGUGCUCGCUCUAAGCACUGCAGUGCCUGCAACAAGUGUGUGUGCGGCUUCGACCACCACUGCAAGUGGCUCAACAACUGUGUGGGCGAAAGGAACUACCGGCUCUUUCUACACAGUGUGGCAUCUGCUUUACUGGGUGUCCUACUCCUCGUGCUGGUGGCCACUUAUGUCUUCGUGGAGUUCUUUGUCAAUCCCAUGAGGCUGCGUACCAACCACCACUUUGAAGUCCUGAAGAACCACACCGAUGUGUGGUUCGUGUUCCUGCCUGCCGCCCCCGUGGAGACCCAGGCUCCUGCUAUCCUGGCCCUGGCUGCCCUGCUCAUCCUUCUGGGCCUGCUGUCCACAGCCCUGCUCGGCCACCUGCUCUGCUUCCACAUUUAUCUCAUGUGGCACAAGCUCACCACCUACGAGUACGUCGUGCAGCAUCGUCCACCACAGGAGGCAAGGGGGGCCCACAGGCAGCUCGAGUCAUGUCCCCCCAAGAUGCGGACCAUUCAGGGGACAGACUUCUACAUGCGGACCUUCAGCCACGUGCGUCCAGAGCCCCCUGGCCAGGCCAGGCCUGCUGCAGUGAAUGCCAAUUCCUCCCCAUUCCUUGCCACCAGCGGCCAAGAGGAGCCUCCACCACCCUCUUCCCCAGAGAUUCUCGCUCUGCCCCCUGGGAUCCGACCCCAGAAAAAGAGGAAGCCGGGGCCCCAGGCCCCGGGCCACCGCUCCAGCUCUUCGUCGGAUUCUGCCAGCGCUAGCCCGGUACACGCUGCCGGCCCUGCAGGCACCUACCACUCGGCGUCAGCCGAGUCCAUGGAUGAGAUUCCCGUGGCUCAGACGCGCCUGGGCAGCGCCGCCCUGGCGGUUCCUGGAGGCAGGGGCGGAGAACCCGGGCUGGCGCUGCAGACACUGCAGGCACAGCUGCCUGCUGUUUUCGUGAGUCCGAGCAGCGGGGAGCCCGGGGCACCGGGCGGCCCGGAGGCUGGCCUGGCUUAGCUGGGCCGAGAGGCAGGAGGGCUGAGGAGGAGCGGCCGGCCGGGCCGACCCGACUCUCUCUAUGCAACACCCCCACCCUCGCAGAACGAGUGCACUUUAGGAGCCCCUACUGCCGGCAGGAUCGGCCCCCCCGCCCCCACGACUCAGCAAUACCUGCCCCACUGGCCAUGAUGCUCCAAUAAACAUUUUUUAUGCUUUUGCGGACUUACUGCAAACUUUUUGAAUAGCAAGGGCCGUGGGCCCUCCUGGAAUUGGACCAUUGCCCGCCAGCCUAGGGGCCGAGGAUGGGGUGGGCCCCCUUAUAGUAUGCGGCCACCCAGAUUGUCAUAUGGAGGUGAACGAGGACCCAAGGUGCGCAGGCACAAAGCUCCUGGUUAGAAAAGAUCCUAGAAGGCUGCGUGGAGGAGGCUAUUUUUUUUUUUUUUAAGAUAAGCGUUUUCACUUGGAGACCAGAGGGGAAGCAGGCUUUGCGUGCGGGAGGCAGCAGAGAGCAGAGACCCGGGAGGUUCAGGAGCUUUAUCCUGGCGAAGGAUGAGCCGUUAGGUGUACCAGGAUGGUGGGACUGGGCACUCUUGAUUUGCCCAUUGUCCCCUCUCCCCAGUGCUCCUGAGUUGUGACCCGGGGAUGCCACACGUUAAUUGGAGAGCCAUGGUCUUGAGCCAGCUAUAGCCUCCACUACCCACUGGCGCCGAGGGAAGGGAUCCUCC